GUUGAGAGAAAGUAUCUCCAAAGUCCGACAGAUCAAGCGCAUGUUAGAAUAUUUCUUCUAAAAGAAUCUUAGAGCGUCGGAUCCCAAUACGUCUCGCGCUCUCUCCAUCAGUUUGCGCGCGCGUCGCUUUCGCCUUUCCGAGGAGCGCGUGAGGCUGAGGUUGUUUUGGGGUUGCCAUGUGCUAACGGCACUCGCUAGUGAUUGUGCAGGAGAAAGAGAAUGAAAUGUAAAUUGCGCAUGGAGGGAGUGAUGCAGCCACAGCAACGAGGACUAGUGAAACUCUUAAGGGUUCUUUUGAUUUGUCUCGCCGUCCUCGUCCUGACGUCUGAAGUAAACGCGGGUGGUAAGAAGCACAGUGGGAUAUGUGGGGGCAGAGACUGCAGUGGUGGUUGUCAGUGCUAUCCUGAGAAAGGUGCAAGGGGCCAGCCUGGUCCUCUUGGCCCUCAGGGUCCUUCUGGGCCCCUAGGACGUGCAGGUGAACCUGGCCUGCAAGGUUUUAAGGGAGAGAAGGGUGACUCAGGGGGAAAAGGCAUUACAGGCCCUAAAGGAUCUCAGGGACUGAUAGGAAGUCCAGGUUUUCCGGGAGCUAAUGGUAUUCCAGGUCACCCAGGGCAGCAAGGUUCUCGAGGAAAACCUGGUGCUGAUGGCUGUAAUGGAACUCGGGGAGAUCCUGGAAACCCUGGCAUCGAUGGAUUUAGUGGUUCUCCUGGAGAAAAUGGAUGGCCAGGCAGGAAGGGUGAGAAAGGGGAUCCUCUAGAGAUUAGCAUUUACAUGGAGAGAUUUCGGGGUGAUCGAGGAGUUUCAGGAUUUAUAGGACCUGUGGGCCCUCCUGGAAGCAGAGGGUAUCCAGGCCGACCAGGUGUCACUGGUGCCCAGGGCGAAAAGGGUUAUAGAGGACCUCCAGGACCAAAGGGCAAUCCAACUACAGUCUACAAAGGAGAAAAAGGACAGCGGGGGGAUGUUGGAGCUCCAGGGCCAUCAGGAAAGUUAACUGAUGAGUUAAAAGACCUCAUUCCGGGUCCUAAUGGCGAGAAAGGCGAGAAAGGUUUACCAGGUGAUUUGGGGGGUCAUUCCAAAGGAGAAACCGGAGUUCCUGGAUUUAUUGGGGAACGGGGCCCUCCAGGAAGAAAUGGAUUGCCAGGAAGAAAGGGUGAUGCUGGAGAUACAGGCUUUGCUGGGCUGCCAGGAAACAAGGGGGAGCCAGGAGAGCCAGGAGAGCUGAUCUAUUCAAACGGAAAUAGUGAAGUUGGGCCAAAAGGAGAACGUGGGCCACCUGGGAAAGAUGGUCCUAGAGGAAUGAAAGGAUUACAGGGUCCCCCUGGGCCAGAUGCUCAGGAACAAAGCAUAGUCUUGUUUGGUCUAUUUGGACCAAAAGGGGAAAAAGGAAGAAAAGGUGACACUGGGGAACCUGGUAUUCCAGCUUCAGAGCCUGGGCCUCCAGGCAUUAAGGGAGAACAAGGACCACCUGGGCCACCUGGACCAAAGGGAUCAUGGGGUACGUUUUUUAAAGGGUCUGAAGGGCCAAGUGGACGUCCAGGAAAUGCUGGCAUAAAAGGACAAAAAGGUGACCAUGGUCACUGUGAGUGCACAUCACAAACCUCCCCUCCUGGACUCCCAGGCCUAGCUGGAACUCAGGGUGACCCUGGGAUAGUGGGCGAGUGGGGUCAAAAGGGUGAUCAGGGAGAGCAGGGACCCAGAGGCUUGGAUGGUCUGCAUGGCUUUCCUGGUCCACAAGGCCUCCCUGGAUCUAAAGGCUUUAAGGGAGACAGAAUAGAGGUUACAGAGAAAGGAUCACCUGGAGAACCAGGAGACCCUGGGAGACCAGGUGAACGAGGAAACCAAGGUCACCCUGGGCCUAAAGGAAUAGAUGGUAGCCCUGGACCUCAUGGCCCUCCUGGAGAAGGGCCAGUUGGUGAGCCUGGAGAGAAGGGUUAUCCAGGCAGGCCAGGUCCACCAGGGUUUCCUGGAGUUCGAGGGGAAGAAGGUCCAGGAAUCAAAGCUCUAAAGGGUGUAAAGGGUACUGUUGGUGAUCCAGGAAUAAAUGGUUUUGAUGGAUACCCAGGCCUACCGGGUACUUCAGGAGACUGUAGUCUACAAGGAGAAGGAGGCGAGUGGAUUACAGCAGGGGAUUGUAAAGGGGGACUUCCAGGACAUAUGGGACCUCCAGGACCCCUUGGAAUGGAAGGAAUGCCAGGUCUACCUGGUCCCAAAGGAUUACCAGGAGAUAGAGGCAGGAUAGGAGCUAAAGGGGAUCAAGGAGACCAGGGCAUUGGAGGACCACCUGGAGAAAAAGGUUUUAUUGGACCUCGUGGAGACGCAGGUAGUGCUGGACCAAAAGGUCUCAAAGGAUUUCCUGGCACUCCAGGUAAGCCAGGGCUUGCUGGUGAUGCUGGACAAAAGGGUCCUAAUGGUGAAGCUCUAGGAGCAUCUCCAGGGCCCCCAGGUGAACGUGGACCAUCAGGACUGCAAGGCAUAAAAGGUUUAUCUGGAAAUCCUGGCACAAUUGGAUACCCAGGCAUGGAAGGAAUGCCUGGAAUGAUUGGCACCAAGGGUGAAUUAGGACCUGAAGGUUUACAGGGGGAAAUAGGAAGACCUGGACCAGCAGGAAUAUUUGGCUUCCCUGGGAAUCCUGGUCAAGCAGGGCCCCCUGGACCUCCAGGCCAAAUUGGACUGCCAGGGCCUACAGGAGAAACCGGCCAUCGAGGAGAUGGUGGGCCCCCAGGGCCCCCAGGAGUGAAGGGUUUUCAGGGAGAAGCAGGAAGUGAUGGUAGGCCAGGAGGUUAUGGAACACAAGGGGAUCCAGGACUCCCAGGACAUGUUGGGCGGACUGGUGUCCCGGGACUUAAAGGUAUAAAAGGCUCUCCAGGCAUGACAGGUUUCCAAGGAAUGUCAGGAGAUCCUGGUCAAACAGGCCUUUCAGGAGAGAAAGGGCUUUUAGGAAUGCCAGGUCAACAAGGAAAGAAAGGGGACAUGGGCCCACAGGGACCAAAAGGUGAAAGAGGAGUAAUGGGCCCUCCAGGUCAAAUGUCCGGGAUAGAACUUGAACAUAUGAAAGAGGUCAUGAAAGGUGCAAAAGGUGAACAUGGAGAUAGAGGAUCUGCAGGUUUCACUGGACCCCGAGGCACCAAAGGUAUGCAAGGAGUUCCAGGACAAGAGGGGAAACAUGGAUUGCCCGGGGAACCCAGCAAUGUAAAAGGUCUGUUAGGUCAGCCUGGUGCUCAGGGACUUCCUGGACAGAAAGGAAUGCCAGGUCCAACAGGAUCCCCAGGAAUUCCUGGAUUUUUUGGACCAAGUGGCAACCGGGGAGACAAAGGUUCACCUGGUGCUUAUGGAGCAAAAGGAGCUGUUGGAAUCAAGGGUAUUAAAGGUGAAGAGGGUGACGUUAUAGAUCUGCCAGGACCUACAGGAACCAGAGGGGAAACUGGGCAGCCUGGACCUUUAGGUGAAAGUGGUUUCCACGGUCAAACUGGAGACAGGGGAAGUCCUGGUUUUGAUGGCAUCCAAGGACCCAAAGGGGCUCAAGGUGAACCUGGAGAACAAGGGACAUCAGGUGCUGAUGGUCUAAAGGGCUUUCCAGGAAACCAGGGAUCAAAGGGGUGGCCAGGUGUGCCAGGAGAGGCCGGGACCCCUGGUAAACCAGGUCAUCUAGGACAAAUAGGUUUUCCUGGGCUUGAUGGGUUAUCAGGGCUGCAUGGACUUAAAGGUCAAAAAGGUCUUCAAGGUGUUUCAGGACUUGACAAUUGGGGGAUACCAGGUGAGGAUGGAGCAAAAGGAGAAGUAGGAGACCCCGGUAUUCCUAACACUGAAAUUGGGUUUCCUGGAGCUCAUGGCCUUAAAGGGUCAAUAGGAGAUGCAGGUGAUCAGGGUGAACCGGGUCCGCCAGGAGAUCAAGGGCCUCCAGGUGCCCAGGGAAUUCCUGGUAAAAAGGGUUUUUCAGGGGACACAGGACUUCCUGGUCAGAAAGGUCUUCCAGGCUUUCCAGGACACACUGGUCUGCCAGGUGCUCCAUCUCCAUCUGGAGCUAAAGGAGAACGUGGCAUUUACGGGGAUCCUGGAAUCUCAGGACCAAAAGGGCUACGAGGAAACAUGGGAGAUAAAGGAUUUCCUGGAGAGUCUGGUGUAUCAGGAGGAAAAGGUACAACGGGAGCCAUGGGAGAUAUGGGUGUCCCAGGGCCACAUGGAUUACAUGGUGAUAGAGGUAAUCCUGGGCGUAAAGGAGAGAGUGGGCCACCAGGUCCACCUGGCCCCCCUGGUGCUAAAGGACUCCCACCAGUUCCUGUUAUGGUGCCAGGUGAGAGAGGACCCCCUGGUUCACUUGGUGAGCAAGGAAUACAAGGAGAGAGGGGGAAGCCUGGCAAUAUGGGACCCCCUGGAGAUCCAGGGAUUAUUGGACCAAAGGGGCACAAGGGAAUGCAAGGGCUGCCUGGAAUUCCUGGAACACCAGGUGUCCGUGGAAAUGUCGGACCAACAGGACACCAAGGCCUCCAGGGCCUAGAAGGAAGCCGUGGCCGCCCUGGUAUUCCUGGUCCCACUGGUAUGCCAGGACGCAGUGUAAGUGUUGGGUACCUCCUGGUGAAACACAGUCAGUCUGAUCAGACACCAAUGUGCCCUGUGGGAAUGUCCAAGCUGUGGGAGGGAUACAGCUUGCUUUACUUUGAAGGUCAGGAGAAAGCUCAUAAUCAGGACCUUGGUUUGGCAGGCUCUUGUCUCCCUCGAUUCAACACCAUGCCAUUCCUCUAUUGCAACCCUGGUGAUGUAUGUUACUAUGCUAGUCGCAAUGACAAGUCUUACUGGCUUUCCACAACUGCCCCUAUUCCCAUGAUGCCUGUUGAAGAGGCAGAUAUAAAGCCCUAUAUCAGCCGCUGUUCAGUAUGUGAGGCUCCAUCUGUGGCAAUAGCUGUGCACAGUCAAGAUAUAACUAUCCCACAUUGCCCUUUAGGCUGGAGAAGUUUAUGGAUUGGCUACUCUUUCCUGAUGCAUACAGCAGCUGGAGAUGAAGGAGGUGGCCAGUCUCUGGUGUCUCCAGGCUCAUGUCUAGAAGAUUUCCGCACCACCCCUUUCAUUGAGUGUAACGGAGCUAAGGGUACCUGUCACUACUUCUCUAACAAGCACAGUUUCUGGCUGACGUCCAUUGAUCAGUCAUUCCACAGUACACCAGAGUCUGAGACGCUUAAGGCUGGACAGCUCCUCUCACGCAUCAGUCGCUGUCAAGUCUGCAUGAAGAACCUGUGACUUGGAUGAACUUUGACUUGGGGGUGAAAUUUUAACAUUUUUGUGUGCAGUCCAGUAGAGAAUGACAUGGUAACCUGUUCCUACAGGUUAUAAAAUGUUCCUAGUAAUGAGUAAGUUCAUAAACCAAAUAUGUAUUUUUUAAAUAAAAACUAUAAAAAAUGAUAUACUGCAUACUUUUACACCAUGUUGGAUGACCCUCAGUUAUUCUUCAUUACUAUGUACCCCUCCCUAUAUGCCUAAGGACUGAAGAUAUGUAAAUGUGUUGAGAACAGGGGACAAAGAAGCAUCAAAAGCUUAGUAUUUUUAUCUUUAUUCAUGUUAUAUUUGAAAUGGUGCUUUUCUUAACUUAUUACCUCACUCAUCAGCGUGAUUUGUGUAAUUGAGAUUACCAAGUACAUCAUACAGCAGAACCAAAGACGCCCAUGUUAAUGCACUGCUUUACUUAUAUUCAUCUUUAUAUGACACUGCCUAUAGCUAUUAGAUACUUUUCAUUGAUUUAAACAACAGCCAAAUGCUUUACACUAUAAACUCUAUGUUUUAGUGCUGGAACAAUACAACCGUCUGAUUGUCACCUCAAUUAGUGUUGCUUUACAUACGCAUUUAAUCAUGAUUUUAUUAUCAGAUAAUUAACUCUGUUUUACUAACACUCUUCUCCAAAUGUAAAUUUUGUUCUGUGGGGAAUUAUUUGCACUUAAAUACAGUUUAGUGUUAUCAUUAUUCUACGCUUCCUCAGCAGCCUCUGAGCACAAGCACGCACCUCUUUACAGAAACAGAACAGAGAGCUGUUUCUCUGACAUGCAGAGCAGAACAUCUCGUCUUACUGAACGUGCUUUACGGAUUCCUUUGUUUCUAAUCUGUUAUACAGACUGCACUGAUUUUACAUAAUGAAAAUGUCCUAAAUAUAUAGAUUUCUUAUCUUGCACAGCAAAGACAAAUAAAAAGCUUGUUUAAUACUCCUUUUAAAAAACUGAUAUUUAAUGAUUGAUAGACCAAUUUCAGGCGAAUGACCCUAUUUGUACUUUGCUCAACCACACAUACCACAUGCCUUCUCAGUUUUAGCCUUUGACCAUAAACAAGUGAAAGAAGAUUAAACAAUUGGUUGUUGCAUUGAACGUUAACAUGUUAACAAUGUAUUUAUGUGGGAUAUAUUUGGACCAUGCUCUGAAUGAUUGUGACUGUUAGCAUUACUGAACAACAACAAAUAAAAUACUUCUGUUUGUU
This is a messenger RNA of Clarias gariepinus (North African catfish), 6453 nucleotides long. It is a transcript of the gene col4a2, whose product is annotated as collagen, type IV, alpha 2. The transcript is spliced from 48 exons. NCBI's taxonomy places the organism in Eukaryota, Metazoa, Chordata, Actinopteri, Siluriformes, Clariidae. The record is from RefSeq and is a predicted model, not a curated record. Gene Ontology annotation, molecular function: extracellular matrix structural constituent. Gene Ontology annotation, cellular component: collagen trimer; basement membrane. The coding region runs from base 220 to 5232 and encodes 1670 amino acids.